GAGAUACCUGAUUUUUUAGUACCUUACUGGGAAAUGGUAGAAAAUGCAUAUAUGAAUACCAUAAAAACUAUACUUAGAUGUCUAAGGGAUGAACAGCACUCUGUGAUUUAUUACUUAGCAGACAUUAGAAAAAAAUUCCAGGAUUAUUUGAAGCGUCCAGAUCUUAAGCAGGAGUUUGUAUCUGAGUGGCAAACAGAUUUUAAUUCAAUUGCUGACGACCUGCGAGAAGAUGAGGAAACAAAAGCAGAACUACAUCAAAGAGUUACUGACCUAAGAGAUCUUCUCUGGGAUAUCUGUGAUAACAGAAGGGAAGAAGCAGAGCAGGAACGUACUGAUGUCAUGAAUGAUGGCUGGUUACCAGAUCACAGGGGGAUUGCAAUGAACCAUUUCUUUUCACUUAUGCAGGUUGAAGUGGAUCGUUUCCAAGACACAAAGAGACUUCUUCAUGACUAUUAUAGAGCAAUGGAAGGAAAAAUCCCAACAGAUGACAGUCAAGAUUUUACUAGAAUCCCAUUGUUAGAUAUAAUUGAUGUAGAGCAGAAGGAAGAUCAAAACAAAUCAAGAAGGAUUCCUCUAGUUUCUUGGAAACUACCUUCACCAGAAACAAAUACUACCAAGUCAAAAAGCAAGGGAACUCUACAGAAGAGUGCUAAGGAUGAGAAUUCUGAAAAUGGAGUGGCCAUUUUUGAGAAAGAUGAAAACCUUAUUACUGAUACAUGGCAAACAGCAGUAACAGCAGUAUCAAAUAUGGUAAAAGCUGAAAUACAGUCUAAAGAAAUGGAGGAAGAAAAAGAACAUCAGCAGCCGGAUCUGAAAGAAGAUCUGAAAUCUUCAAAGACACUGUCAGGCAAAGCUACUGGGAAAGACGCCAAAGAUGCCAAAAAGCUUUCUGCCAAAUCAGCUGCUAAAAAGAAAGGACUACCUCCUACUGCAUCUGCGGUUGAAGUCAGUCCAGUUCCUAUAACCCCAGAAGAAUUAAAGAAACAAGAACUGGCACGUAAAAUAAAGCAAGAAUAUUUCAGUGCCUUGAAUCAUGAGGAGGUAGCCGCAAAAUCUCGACUAGAACUUAUAAAAGAAAAAGCUUUAGCAUUUGUUGAAGAGCUAACAAUGAAAGCAGAAGAGGCUUAUAAAGACAUGGAAAAGUGGCUUGGAUCCAGGUUCUUGGCAGAAACGUCCAGUGUUGAAAGGCUGAUUGAGGUUGCACGACAUCACAUUGAGAGUUCUAGCAAAAUCCAAUAUGAAAUUACUUUAGAAGAAACAGAUUUCUUUAUCAACAGUGAUGUAAAAGUGAUUCCUGACCCGGUUCCUCCACCACGUGUUCCACACGUAGAGACCUCUGGAAGUGCUGCUCUAACUAUUUCACAACUUACUACACUUCAUAAGCAGUUUCUACAGGUGGCACCUAAAGGUUUUAUACAGAAGAGAGCAUUUAUUGACCAUUUUAUUGACCUGAUUAAUUUGAGUCUUGGAACAAAUUGCCUUCCUGAUGCCUGGAUGAACUUAACAUUUCCAGAUUUACAAGAUCUAGCAUCUGCAUUUACAGUGAACUCAGAACUUACUGACUGGCGCAGAUUCUUGCUAGCAGCUGCACAGCCUUGGCCAGUGCCGUCUGUGACAGAACUUCUCAAAACGCUGCAUAGCUUCAAGUCUGUUGAUGUAGCUGGAUCAGGCUUUGUUACACAGGAAUACUAUAUGCAGAUUGGUUUAUGGUUUAAUGGAAAUGAAGAUCUAAGCAUAACAAAAAGUUGCACAGAACCUUUGCCUCUGGAUAGGCUAAGACAUCUCAUAAAGUUUUUCUUCAGUUUAUUUGCUGAUACCAGACAAGAUCCUGCUCAGCUCAACUAUACUGAGAUGCUACUUUAUUUUGCCUCCCACUCUGAUCCAGUUGAAGGUGUUUACAGAGCACUUAGCGUUGCUACUGGAACAUAUGUUCAUAGAAAAGAAGCAGCUUCUCUUCCACAUGUGGAUUUUCCUUAUACCAAUGUAGUGCCAAAUGAGAGAACUUUAAUAGAAGAUGAAAAAGAAGUCUGGAACUACACAGGUGAAGGUAUGAUUUCAAUGGCAACUAUACUCCAAGUAUUUCAUACCGGAGAAAGUAAAGAUGAAGAUAAUCAUAGACUUAGUAAUCUGGAGAAGGAAGGCAACUAUGAUAAGUUAAAGCAUUUUAUCAAAAUAUACAAAGAAUUAGGCUCUGAAGAUCUGACACCCAUUCCAGUUGCACUCCUUUUGAAGCACCCUUUCAUUCAAGACUUGAUCAACAAAUAUCAAGAAUACAAACUUCCU
Messenger RNA from Tauraco erythrolophus (red-crested turaco), 2283 nucleotides. Lineage: Eukaryota; Metazoa; Chordata; Aves; Musophagiformes; Musophagidae. The record is from RefSeq and is a predicted model, not a curated record.